Molecule: messenger RNA, 3916 nt
Organism: Gekko japonicus
Lineage: Eukaryota; Metazoa; Chordata; Lepidosauria; Squamata; Gekkonidae
Exons: 12
Coding region: 1-3603 (1200 amino acids)
Biological process (GO): regulation of DNA-templated transcription
Source: RefSeq, a predicted model, not a curated record
AUGGCGGCGGUGUAUAAUAUGCAAACAAAGGCAAUAACCAGUCGGUGUUUUGUGCAGGCCGAAAUGUACUCCGGUGGCGCAUUGGCUCUUCAGUGGAACCCGGAGGCCCCGCCCAUGGCCGCCAUCCAGCCCCUCAGCCCCCUGGAGCAACCCCCCGCGAGCGACGGCCCCCCCGAGACGGCCGACCUCUCCCUGACGGUCAUGGCCGAGAUCCAGGCCGUGGAGAGCAAGGUGGACUCCUACGCCGCACAGCUCAUGAGCUUGGAGGGCCGGAUGGGGAUGGCGGAGACCAAGCUGGACGGCUGCGAGAAGACGGCGGUGGAGUUCGGGAACCAGCUGGAGAGCAAGUGGGCCGCCCUGGGGACCCUCAUCCAGGAGUACGGGCAGCUCCAGCGGAGGCUGGAGAACAUGGAGAACCUCCUCAAGAACCGGAACUUCUGGAUCCUCAGGCUGCCCCCGGGCCCCCGGGGAGAAGUCCCCAAGGUCCCAGUGGUGUUUGACGAAGCCUCCUGCAGCUUCUCCGAGCAAGAGUGGCGGAGCCUGGACGACGAGCAGAGGGACCUCUACAAGCACAUCAUGAAGUGCAACUACAAGGCCGUGGUCUCGAUGGAUGCUGCCAUUUCCAAGCCUGACCUUCUGUCCCGGAUCGAGGAGGGGGAUGCUGCCACUCAGGGGGGGAGUGAGAACAGAGAGCCCCUUAAAGAAUCCAGCCUGGGCUGUCCAGUUUCUGCUCUCCACGAUAGCUCCUGGAUGGAACAGGAGGACAUGGCCCUGGUCAAGAGCAUGGGGGGCCUGGAGGAGAGAGAAAUCCCCGGAGACUCCCCUGUGGGUGAGUUAGACACGCCGCAGCUCCUGGAGGAAGAUCCCGAAAGCUUAGAGCUCCCCGGCAUGUUUCCGAGAAAAUGGACGGAGGUCUUCCAGGGCCCGGGCGAGGAACUGCUGUGCGAGGGCCAGCCGCUCUUGAUCACCCCACCCAGGAAGCCCCCGGGGAGCAGCCUGAGACGCUCGGCGCGCUGCGUGAUGGAGCCCCGGAAGGGAGACGCCUUCCUGCUGGCCGUGGAGGCUCACACCGGCCCCUACAUCUGCUGCGAGUGCGGGGAGGGCUUUGUGGACAAGCAGCUCUUCACUACCCACCAGAAAAGCCACGGCGGAGGGGGGACUUACCCCGCUAUGGAUCCGGGAGGGGGCCUGACGCCGAAGCCGGCCCCGGUCACUGCCCCGAGAGGAGCCCCGACUCCAGCCCGUCCCAAACCCCCCAAGCGCCCUGAGCCUCAGAGGAGCUCCAGCCUCAAGCCCGGGGCCGGGAAGCGCCCCGGGAACCACAUGGUGGAGCGGCCCUACACCUGCUCCCAGUGCAAGGAGAGCUUCAAGCUGGAGGUCAGCCUCCUCCUCCACCAGAAGCUGCACACCGGCAAAGGCGACGGGCCCCUGACCUGCACGUACUGCGGCAAGGAUUUCCGCGACCUCUCCAAAGCGGUCCGGCACCAGCGCAUCCACACGGGCGAGAGGCCCUACCAGUGCACCGAGUGCGGGAAGAGCUUCAUCCGGCGCGACCACCUCCUCAAGCACUGGCGGGUCCACACGGGCGAGACGCCCUACCAGUGCAGCACGUGCGGGAAGAACUUCCGCUACAAGGAGUCCCUGAACUGCCACCAGAAGAUCCACACCCGCAACCCGGCUGUGCACCACGUGGCCGUGGGCUCCCCGCCCGGCCUCGUGGCCUUGAAUCUGUUUUCUUGGUCUCCACUUGUGGAAGCAGCCAGCCUCUCGGAACCAAAGAGGUGCAGGCGCACAGACGGGCUGGGGGGCCACGGUGGGAUUGGGGCCCAUCAGCCCAGAUGUUGGGUUUGUGGGCCUGGAGAGAAACAGAACGGGCGGCUGGUUUCGGAGCGUUCAGAGAGGAGGGACGAGGGCAAGAUCCCACUGCAGCUUCUCCAAGCAGGAAUCGGGGCCCUCUGUCUGGGGAAGGCAGAAGGUUUGGAAUGGGAUGUGGCCUCGCUGCCGCUGGCUCCCCUGCACCCCUGCUUUCCCCCCAAGCACAGCCGCGAGGAGGAACCCCACCGGCAGGCCACUGAGAUCUCCCUGUGGACCGUGGUGGCGGCCAUGCAGGCCGUGGAGCGGAAGGUGGACACCCACGCCGGGCGGCUGCUGACCCUGGAGCGGCGGACGGGCUUGGCGGAGAAGAAGCUCUCGGAGACGGAGAAGGCCGUCGUGGACUUUGGCGGCCACCUGGAGGCCCUGGGGACCCUGCUGCAAGAGUGCGGGCAGCUCCGGCGGAGGCUGGAGAACAUGGAGAACCUGCUCAAGAACCGGAACUUCUGGGUCCUCCGGCUGCCCCCGGGCUCCGAAGGCGAAACCCCCAAGGUGCCAGUGACGUUUGACGAGGUCUCGGUCUACUUCCCCGAGCAGGAGUGGGGGGAUCUGGACGAGUCGCAGAAGGAGAUCUACAAGAACGUGAUGAAGGGCAACUACGAGUCGUUGGUCUCACUGGAUUAUGCCGUUGCCAAACCGGACCUGUUCCCCCAGAUUGAUCGUGGCGAGGACCCGGGGUGUGCCGGGGAAGGAGACAGUGACCCAGGGAUUAUCAGCCUGGAAAUCCCGGCAUCCAUGAAUGACGCCAUCUCCUUUGUGCAACAGGAUGUGGCUUCUUCGGCGGAGAGCGAAUGGAGCGGCAAGGGAAGGGAAGCGCCCACAGACGCCAGCCCUGAUGCCGAACUCCUUCCUCAGUCGGGGCCUGGGUGCUUGGGACUGUUGCCGGAAGGGUCGGAAGAGGCUGCGUUCCCGUUCCCUGAGCAGGGCCUGGUGUGUGUCGGCGGGCAGGCCUUGGGCCCAGCCAUCAGCCCGGAGGAGCCUUCGGAGUGCGAACGGACCUUUGGGGACUUCACCACAAUCAUCGUCCAGGAGGGCUCCCUGCCCGGGGAGGCACCGUACGUGUGCCCGGACUGUGGGAAAAGCUUCCUUUAUGAGGAGCAGUUUGCCCUCCACCAGAGGAGCCACCCCCGGGCCUCUCCUGGCCCCACAGCGAGCCCCCCGCUGAGCCUGCCCCUGGGGGCUGCGCUCUGCACCUGCCCCGAGUGCGGCCGCUGCUUUCCUCACCAGGCCAGCCUGAGCAAACACCGCCUGUGGCACUCGGGCGAGCGGCCGCACACCUGUGCAGAGUGCAAGAAGAGCUUCCGGCUGAAGAUCAACCUGCGCCUCCACCAGCGGACGCACGCGGCGGCCGGGGGGAAGGCCGGCUCCUACAUCUGCGGGGAGUGCGGCCGGGGCUUCAACCACCACUCCAAUUUCCUGCGGCACCAGAUGAUCCACACGGGGGAGAGGCCCUACGCCUGCGGCGAGUGCGGGAAGACCUUCAUCCGCAAGGAGCACCUGGCCACCCACGGCCGGCUGCACACCGGGGAGCGCCCCUACAAGUGCCCCCUCUGCCAGAAAAGCUUCACCCGCAAGCAGCACCUCGUGGGCCACCAACGCCUCCACGAGGGGGAGACCCCCUGGGUGGAUAGCAGCCUGCCUCUGAAACCCCCACACGGCCCUCAGGGCAGAGUGAGGCUGCGGAUGGAAGCCCUGGGGCCCCCCUUCCGGCAGGAGACGUUCCCCCCCUAAACCGUCCAUCUGGUGCACCCUGGCUGGGACACAGAACCAUUUGUGUAUGCUGUGAUGGCAGCCAUUUUGAACCAAACCACUGCGUGCCGGUGGGGGGCAGGACGCGAGGCCCUGUGGCUUGGGCCUGCGGAAGAGGCAUUACCCAAACACAAGAAGGACUGUGAGGGUUGCCGUUUGUAAAAAAGACACGGGUCGCUGCCCGCUUUCCGGAGUCAUCCGCAUGACACUGGCUCAUGGGAAGGGGAGGGGGUGACCGAGAAGGGAGCGGCCGUGUGUUCCUCUCGCACGCUCUUGGUGGUAAAGUUGUCGUCUU